AUGGCAGACGAUCAGUUUAUGCGUCGCCUUCGGGACAUAUCCGGCGACGAUUCCGACAUGUGGGAGGGUUUCGACCCUUCUUCCUGGCGCUUUCACCAACCUGAGGGCGAUGAGUCCGAGCCUUCAGAUUCGGCAGCCGCCGUUUUCUUCCCCGAGCAAGAUGGCUACGCCUCGGACGACUCGGCCGAAAUGAUCCUCAACUUCCAUAAGCUGAGCGAGACCGAGCGGGCCAACCCGGCACGCGGCAGCAUCAAGCUUAGCAGGGCGCGCCAGUACGCAUCCGAGGAAGUGGGCUUUCCGGACGAGCUUGCUGAGUUGGAGAAGGUCAAGUGGGAAGAGACGGGCCUUGCCAUGGGCGACCUCUCGGAGGAGGGCUCGACUUUCGUGCCGUGGAGGCUCAUUGACAAUUAUCCGAGCAUGUUCGUCGGCAAGGCCAACGGUGUUCGCGCCGAGCCGCUAUUCACCGUCGACGCUCUUCAUGAUAAGAUUGUCUGGGAUCUCUACUAUCUUCACUGCCCUUCGGAUAUGAAAAUGAAACCUGUUCUUUUUGUCCCCACCUACCAGUUCACACAUCUCCUGGACGUGGUCAACGCCAAACUGGAAACCCAGUUUACCAUCCCCCAUGGCAGAAACAAAGAGAGGUUCAUGAUGUCGUUUGGCGUCGGCAACAGCCCUCUGCCGCGCUUUCUGGGUCGUUCCCACAGCGCCGAGUCUUUCAAAGCCCUCUCCAUGGCUAUUCCUGCGCCUCACCCGGACGACGACCUAACCAAAGUAACCAAGCUCGGCGUCGAGGAGUUUAGGCAGCUCCUGAGGCGGACUCGCGCCGAUAGGAAGAAGGGCAAGAAAUCGGAUAGAAACCGCCCGAAACGCAUCCAGAUGCAUCAGCAUUGGGGUAGAUCUGUCAAGCGUGUUCAGCGCUAUCUUGGUCUCCGCGGUAGAGCAGCUGAUGAGAUGGCUGUUAAACUCGCUGACCUCGACUUUACUCGGCCCAUGGUCCAUGAGCCCGAGAACUCUGUCUUGUUUGUCGCCAUCGACGUUGAGGCCUGGGAGCAGGACCACGGCCUCAUUACCGAGGUCGGAAUUUCCAUGCUGGACACCACCCAGCUCAAGGGCAUUGCGCCCGGCGAGGACGGCCAAAACUGGCUGCAGCUCAUUAGCGCUCGCCACAUUCGUGUCAAGGAGAACUCGUGGGCCACAAACUCGCGCUACGUACAGGGGUGCGCCGACUGCUUCGACUUUGGCACAACCGAGUUCGUCGAGGAAUCCCUCAUCUCCGAGCUCAUCAAGGACGUCAUCGACCGCGCAACCUUUGCCAACGGCGGGGCCCCCCGGCCCGUGGUGCUCGUCUUCCACGAGUCGUCGGCCGACAUCAAGUAUCUCAAGUACCUGUCCUACCACAUCGAAGCCGCUCGGAACGUCAUCGACGUCGCCGACACGCGUGAGAUGCACCAGUACGUGUUGCGCAGCAAUGACUCGGCCAGCCUGGCUAGCGUGCUGAGCUAUCUGGACAUUCCGUACCGCUACCUGCAUAACGCGGGCAAUGACGCUGUGUAUACCUUGCAGGCCAUGCUCGGCCUGGCGGUCAAGAAGAUGGGCAUGAGCCAGGAGACGCAGAGGGAGAAGAUCGAGGGUCAUGUCCCCUACGCCGACUUCACGGAGAAGGAUGGUUGGACCAGCGGCGAGGACACUGACGGUGGCGAGCCGGUUGGCCUGCCUGCUCCUCCAGUUGGCUGGGGUAGUAACGAGGAUACCAGCAACCAGGACUGGGGCAGCGAAGAGGCCAACGGCCAGAACUGGGACAGUUAGGAAAACAUCCAGGACUGGCCUAGCCAAGGCCAAGCUCGCGUUGGUUCAAGAGAUAGAUAUGUAACUUGCUCGCAGCAUAAGGGCGUCUAAAAUCUCUUAACACAUUCCCUAGGAGUUACCGUGGUG
Messenger RNA from Chaetomium fimeti, 1932 nucleotides. RefSeq lists its product as uncharacterized. The record is from RefSeq and is a predicted model, not a curated record. The coding region runs from base 1 to 1806 and encodes 601 amino acids. Gene Ontology annotation, molecular function: nucleic acid binding. NCBI's taxonomy places the organism in Eukaryota, Fungi, Ascomycota, Sordariomycetes, Sordariales, Chaetomiaceae. Gene Ontology annotation, cellular component: nucleus. The transcript is spliced from 5 exons.